Debaryomyces fabryi is the source of this 2706-nucleotide messenger RNA. It is a transcript of the gene PSY2, whose product is annotated as Psy2p. Gene Ontology annotation, cellular component: nucleoplasm; protein phosphatase 4 complex. Lineage: Eukaryota; Fungi; Ascomycota; Pichiomycetes; Serinales; Debaryomycetaceae. Gene Ontology annotation, biological process: DNA damage response; protein dephosphorylation. Gene Ontology annotation, molecular function: protein phosphatase activator activity. The record is from RefSeq and is a predicted model, not a curated record. The coding region runs from base 1 to 2706 and encodes 901 amino acids. The transcript has a single exon.
AUGGCAUCUAAGUCAAAUAACAGGGUGGAAAAUGACGAAAAGUAUCAUUCACAGCCACUCUGUUUAACCAUGGGGAAGACACCAAGAAGAGUGAAGGUUUAUUUAUUAAAAGGAGAAGAUUGGUUGGAUAAUGGAACUGGUUAUUGCAUUGGAGAGAUUGAAAGUGAAACAAACAAACCGUACUUUAUAGUGCGGAAUGAAGCGGAUUCAGAUGAUAUAAUAUUAAAGUCAUACCUUGAAGGGUCUAUUCAGUAUCAACGUCAGCAAGAAACAUUGAUUGUGUGGACAGAUUUGAAAGGCAAAGAUUUAGCAUUAUCAUUCCAAGAGACUGAAGGUUGUGCAGAUUUAUGUGAAUUUAUCAUAAAGGUACAACAAGAGAACUAUAGCCCUGAAAUAUCGUUAUACUACGUGAUACCAAAUAAUAAUAUUGUGGACGAUGAAAAUUAUCUGCAAAGUGGUGGUAACGAUAUAACCGAAUUGAUCACAGGUCCUAUUAAUUACCCCGAGGACCCUACUACUGAUAACCUUGAAGCCACUUUGGAGAUCAUAAAUCAGGGUUCUAAUUCACAAUAUACUAGGACAUGCAUACUGAACUUCGUGACAGAAAAGCAAUACUUGUUAAAAUUAAUCGAAGUAUUUAAGAAAUCUGAAGAGUCCAAAAACUUGAUUAAUUUAUACACAUUAAGUGAAAUAGUAAAGACUUUGAUAUUAUAUAAUGAAGCUCCAUUGAUUGAUGACUUUUUGUCGAGCGAAGAAAAGAUAUUAGGCCUCGUGGGAAUAUUAGAGUAUUGCCAUGAGUAUCCUAAUUUCAAGGCCUGUCAUAGAGAUUUUCUAAAGGAUAAAUCUAAAUUUAAGAUUGUUGUUGAUAUUCCAGUAAAUGAUGAUGCUGGUAAGCUAAAUAUGUUUAAAAAGAAUUUUCAUUUAAACUUUUUAAAGGACGUUGUUCUUGCAAGGUUCUUGGACGAUCAAACAUUUAAUUUAAUAUCGUCUCUAAUAUAUUUUAAUCAAGUUGAAAUAAUCAAAUUCUUGCAGGAUUCAAGGAAUAAUGACAACUUUCUAGAAAAGUUAUUCAAAAUUUACGAACAAGAUGUUAAUAUAGAAAUGAAGCGAGAUGGGGUAAAGAUGUUGCACCAGUAUAUAUUAAUUGCGAAAUCUUUACAAUCUUAUCAAUCUGAAUUCUUUUCAACGUUAGUGAAGUCUGGAUUAUUCAGCAUGAUUCGUUUUGCAUUACAGGAUACUGAAAAUACGAUUAGGGUAUUAGGAACUGAACUUAUAGUUGUAAUUAUUGAACAAGACGUGUCUCUUGUCAGUUCUAUUGAUAAGGAUGAGACAAUAGAUAACAGUGACCCACCUAAUAUUUCAAACGAUGAUAUUAACAUUGACCAUGAUGAAACCAUAAUAGAGUCAAAACCAUUGAAGUUGAAUUUAUCCGAUGAUAUGACAUUAAUAUUAAUUCUAUCGAAAUUAUUGGUCGAAGAUAAAAAUUCAGGCUUGAAAAUGCAAGCAUUUGAAGCAUUGAGGAUUUUGCUUGAUUCAAAUAUAGCGAGAAAUGCAGCUAAUGGUAAUAGCGAUUUUGAUCAUUUAAAGAAUGAAUUCAAUUCCUCGAACAAACUGCAACAUGAUGAAGGUAUUUCCAAUACGUCCGAUGAAUGUACAGAUAUCAAUACAAAUAAUUACUUUAAGGCUUUCUAUUCUCAAGCUGCCCCAAGUUUGUUUGGGAACUUGAUUGAUCUAGCGAAAGAGGAUACGAAUAAUGAAGAUAUAAUAAGGAAAAUAUCAGGAGAUGAACUUCUCUGUCAACAUCUUUGUGACUUGAUAAUAACUUGUACCAAAGAACAUGAGACACAUAUUUCCAGACCAUUUUUCUUAGAGAAUAACAUAUUAUUGGGCGUUGCUAAGAUACUUGCAAUCAAUACCAAGACAACCUUAAAGCUAAGUGCGAUUAGAUGUUUAAAAAGUAUCAUUUUGUUAAAUGAUAAUUUCUAUUCUCGGUAUUUUGUCAGUAAUGAUGUUUUGUCGUAUUUCAUGGGGUUUUUCGAGACCGUUUCCCAUCAAGAUAAUUUGGCCAAUUCGGCAUGUUUGGAUUUUCUAGAAGUAAUCUUAAAGAAUUGUGAUGCUACAAUAAAUCAUGGAAAAAGACAAAAUUUCAAACUUUAUGUUACACAUCUUUAUAAGAAUUAUAAAACGUUCUUCCAAAAUGAAAUUAAUUAUGUCACAUUAGGUACUGAUCUUAUUCAUAUAGUCGAAAGUGGUUUCUAUGAUAAUAACGAUGUCAAGAAUACGUCAAGAGCUGACACGAGCUUCAAUUCUGACGAUGAAUAUUUAAACAGACACAAUGCGUCAACCCCAAUAAAGUAUGAUGACGAUGAAUACAAAAUUGAGAAUAGACCAACUAAUGGAUCAUCUAAACCUAAUAAUUUGUUUGAAGAUAUCGAAAAGGACAUGGAAAGUAACAUGAUAGGCAAUGGAGAGAAACGGCUCCGUGAGAAUGAUGAAGAAGAUGGAGAAAAUGCUUCUGUUCUACAGGAAAACGACAAUAGUUCUGCUUCCAGUAGUACAUUAGGAUUGGCAGAUAUGGAACCAGGUAGAGGCAAGAAAAAGUUGUCUACUAGCAUAAGAAAGAAAUUUUCCAAUGCUGGCAAAGAAAUAGCCUUAAGAUUGAGAUCUACCAGUACUAAUACUAAUAAUAACAACAGUAAUAUAUAA